AACCCACCUCUCCCCUAGUCCCCUGUCCGUAGCCAUCUUCAACCUCCGCGCGAUCCCUCAGGCGGACGAGCGGUCGCCGAUCGGGACGCGAGCUCCAGGGCGGCAGGACCAGGGUAGGGGUUCCAACCGGAGGGGAGGUACCUCGCCAGGUCGGUCUGCGAAUGGUUCCGGCCGCCUAGAACCGGAGCUCCCAAAUAAAUCGAUCCAUCGGUCGUUGAGCCGACACGGCAAUGGAAGCACACGCCUCGCGGGGCCGCCGCACCCUGGAGGAGAUCCGGCAGAAGAGAGCGGCCGAGAGGAUGCAGCACGCCCUCCCGAUCGCGGCGUCUCACGUCGACUCUCACGGGAACCAAAGAGCUGGAGCUGAGCUUCUUGCUCGAGUUCAAGAACUUGAAAAUGGGAACAUGGAAUUGGAGAGGGAAAAUAAAAUGCUCUUGUCCAAGAUUGCUGAGAAGGAAGUUGAGAAGGAUGCCCUUGUAAACCGUUUGAAUGAUCUCGAGCGGAAUGUAGUGCCCUCUUUGAAAAAAACCUUGAAUGACAUUUCUUUGGAGAAAGAUGCUGCUGUAGUUGCUAAGGAGGAUGCUCUAGCUCAACUCAGGAGCAUGAAGAAACGACUCAAGGAAGCAGAAGAAGAACAGUAUAGGGCAGAAGAAGACUCAGCCUCCUUGAGAGCACAGCUAAAUACCCUGCAGCAGCAAGUAAUGGGACACUCUUACAGUGGAUAUACAAUGGGAACAUCGAAUGAGGAAUCUGUUUCCAUGGAAAAGGAGAUACAAGAUUUACAGGCACAGCUAAAGCAAGAGUCACUGCUAAGGCAACAGGAGCAACAAAAAUUAGCUGAAGAGUCCCAGCUGAGGCAACAAGAGCAAGAAAAACUAGCCAAAGAGCAAAUCCGUAUUGCUUCUCUGGAGGCUGAAAAGCAACAGUUGGAAGAUCAAAUUACUAUGUUGACAAAGAAAGCUACAGACGACGCUUCUGAGUUUGCUGCACGCAAGGCAUUUUCAUUGCAAGAUAGGGAAAAACUUGAAAACCAGUUGCAUGACAUGGCUUUGAUGAUUGAGAGGCUAGAGGGGAGUCGUCAAAAACUGCUAAUGGAGAUUGAUUCUCAAUCUUCAGAAAUAGAGAAACUGUUUGAGGAGAACUCAGCCGUAUCCACUUCUUAUCAAGAAGCCAUGGCUAUUACAGUACAAUGGGAAAACCAGGUUAGAGAUUGUCUGAAGCAAAAUGAAGAGCUCCGUUCUCACUUGGAGAAACUAAGACUUGAACAAGCUAGCCUGUUGAAAGUAAGCAAUAUCGCUACCCAAUCAGAUGGGCAAAUUGAAAACAGCUCAAACCCACCAGAAAUGGUCACCGAGAAUAUUUCUCUAAAGGAUCAGCUUAUAAAAGAACAGAGCAGAUCUGAGGGGUUGUCUGCAGAGAUAAUGAAACUUUCAGCUGAGCUUAGGAAAGCAGUCCAAGCACAGAAUAACCUUGCACGCUUAUACAGACCUGUAUUAAGAGACAUUGAGAGCAACCUGAUGAAAAUGAAACAAGAAACUUAUGCGACGAUCCAGUGAUACAUGUUGUGAAGCUGGCAUGGGCACAAGCCCCACCUUACUGAUUUGCGUGUGAAUGUAUUGAUCUCAUGCCAUUUUCAAGAUGCUGGUGCAAAGCAGUUCUUUUGGUGGCCACCAUUCAUAAGUAGAGAGUUCAGUCGAGAUUGUUUUGUCUGUACCAUACUCUUGUAUACCCGAUUCCCACACUGGUUCAUCUUGUAAACUGGGAGCAAUUAAAUAGGGAAAAAAAAGAUGGGUUCGACAAAUUAUUAUUCCCUCCCCUCAAUCCACAAAU
Molecule: messenger RNA, 1830 nt
Organism: Sorghum bicolor (sorghum)
Lineage: Eukaryota; Viridiplantae; Streptophyta; Magnoliopsida; Poales; Poaceae
Product: flagellar attachment zone protein 1
Exons: 15
Coding region: 231-1556 (441 amino acids)
Source: RefSeq, a predicted model, not a curated record